Molecule: messenger RNA, 279 nt
Organism: Prunus armeniaca (apricot)
Lineage: Eukaryota; Viridiplantae; Streptophyta; Magnoliopsida; Rosales; Rosaceae
Source: the annotation of a GenBank genome assembly
AUGGCUGACAGGCACCAAGAUCCAACUGCUAUGCAAAAGUUUUCUGGUCAGCUACAUCUGGGUUCCAGCCUUUCUCAAGAUUCCCACAGCCACUAUGGGGGCUUCCAGAGGCCUGCUCUCAAUCAAAGGCGUUUCGCAUAUGGAAAUUAUUCUAAUGCAGCAUUGGAGUAUCCAAUGAACCACGCAUGUCGAGCUAAUGAUCCACUGGUGGCUUCAGGUGUCUUACCUGUGUGUGUCCAAGCCCCAAAAGAGAAAGGAUUUUCAGGGCUUCGCUAUUGA